Polypterus senegalus (gray bichir) is the source of this 1308-nucleotide messenger RNA. It is a transcript of the gene selenoe, whose product is annotated as selenoprotein e. The record is from RefSeq and is a predicted model, not a curated record. NCBI's taxonomy places the organism in Eukaryota, Metazoa, Chordata, Cladistia, Polypteriformes, Polypteridae. The transcript has 4 exons.
UAACUGUAAAGCAACGGGAUUGCAGAGAUCACAGCUGAAACGUUUAGUCCUAAUCGGAGGUUGGGAGAGCUGCCUUGUGGUGGGUUUGGACCCAAGUGAACUUGUUCUUCUUAUAUAACUGAGGUUUUAGGGUCGUAAUUGUUGUUGGACAUAGACAGCCCUAUUCCUUACUAAAUAUCAUUGAUUUCUACCAACUUUAAAGGCAAUGUAAAGCGCAGCCGGCUCAUUAAUCCUGCCGCAUUUUAGUCAGUGUGGAAUUUGUAAAUUCUCCCCGAGUGCCCAGAUUUAUCUCCCACAUUCCCAAAAGAUUUACAGGUCAGGCAGAUUCGCGAUUCCGAAUGGGUUUCGACCAGAGAAAAACAUCAAUCCAGCCAAUGCGACCCUAAGUGGGGCCAAGAAUGUUUGAUUUAAUGGGUUUAAUUAACGUUGUACUUGACCGAUUCAGCCAUAACAACUGUGCGCAGCAUGGGAAACGUCAGGUGUUGCGGGCUCUCAAACAUCAAACGAGUGGCUGUACAGACAAACCAUUAACCCCCCCAAAAAGGAGGAUUAUUUCGGAGAAGAACAGAACGCUAAAAAAAGUGUAAAGAUGUGAAAAUGAAUGCCCUGGGAGCUGUAGAUAAGGUUACACCUGCCGUCAAGGACAAUUUGAAAGGAAACUUUUAAAAAAACAAUAAACCAGGAUCUGGGCUGUUAGUCAUAACGCUGCCGAAGCCUCUUCACUGCACCAGUGGACAAAGCCAGGGCACCGUCGACUUCGAACCCAAAAUGCGGUGGCUCGCCUUACUGUGCCUGACGCUUGCCUCGGUGAGAGCGGAUCCAGCUGACAACGACACCGGGGACACCGGCAAAUCUGAUGGUGACAAGCCAGAAAUUGCACGGGGGAAAGUCAUUGCUCCCAGUGUAGUUGGAUGAUCCAUUAAGAGCAUGCCGGAGCUGCGGGAGUUCCUCAUGGAGAGGUGGGCGCUAUAUCACAAUCUUCAGUACGACUCCACUGAGCAAAAGGAGCCGCAGCUGGUUCUCUACGACAAGGAGGACAAAAUUGUGAAGGCCGUCAGCAUAAAGGAUAUGAAAGCUGAUGAGAUCAGCGCCCUCCUCGACUCCUUUGGAUUUUACAAACGCUCACAGAAAGGUGAAGACGUUCCUCAAGAGUUUCAGCAUCUGCCUCUUCGAGUGCCACGAGAUGAACUGUGAGAGACAGCGCCACCUAGUGGGAUGCAUGAAUGACGUCAGGGACCAAAAGGUCAAGCCAGGACAAAGUUUCUGACUGAGCAACCACGCUUCUCAUGGGAGGUUUUUGUCAUUAAA